AUGAGCGAUUCUGGCUCUACUUUGGUAGUGCUCGCCAUGGUACCUGAUGUAGACGGUCACUUCAUCACGGAAUAUGGUGAACAAUCUUCAGACAGCUUGAUCACCUUUGAGUCAUUCAAGCUGCCUGGAUCGAACCAGCGUCUACUUGGACCCCCUCACCCGAAACACACCGUGAUUCCGCUUGCGCUGCGUCCUUCGCCGAAGAUUUUGAGCGAAAUCACCCUUGACCGCGUCACAACAUCCAUCGAAUCUCUUCAGCAAGAUAGCAUUCUUACCAAGAAACUUGCGUGCCACGGAACACUUCUUUUUCGUGACUUGCCCAUUCACAACGCAGAUGACUUUAGCAAGUUCGCGCACGCAUUCGGAUACAGACCGCAUGAGAUUAUCAGUAUUGUAGUCGACAGACCCCUUCUUGCACCGAAUGUCGCUCCAGCCAAUGAAUCACCCAAGGAGGUGCUCAUAUACAGCCACAACGAGUCCCCGCAAGUACCCCACGCACCGGAGUACAUCUUCUACGCCCACCGGGCGCCAUCGCAGGGCGGCGAAUCGCCCAUCUCGUCUUCGCUGGAGCUCUUCAACCGUGCCCAGCGUGAAAUCCCAGAAUCGCGUAACUACAAAGUCAAGCAACAAUUCCAGGGCGGCUCAACUCUGCAGCAAGCCUUUGGCAAAGAGUUCCAGCCGGGCGAUGAUGAGGAGACCAAGUGUCGCAAGGUCGAAGCCCAGAUCGCGCGCUACGGCCGUGGGGAGCAUACGACUUGGGAGUGGUCAAUAGACGAUGAUGGAGAGACGCAGCUGAUUCUCUCGCACAGACUCCCUGCUAUCCGGACGCAGCCUGGAACCAAUCUCCCUACGCUCUUCACGGGCCUGGCGGCGUACUGGAAGAGCAUGCAGGUUCACUCGGGGGCGCGUCGAGCUGGCACGCAUCAGCUUUUUGGCGAUGGCACCCCAAUUCCGGAUGAGUAUCUGGCGCACCUGACGAAGAUCACGGACGAGAUCCGCGUGCUGCACCGCUGGGAGAAGGGCGAUGUGCUGGUCUUUGAUAAUAUUGUGGCGCAGCAUGGUCGGGAGCCGUGGCUUGGGGAGCAGUCGGACCGAGUGGUGAUGGCGAGCCUGUUCGAUGGACCGGCUGUGCCGGGGCCGUACGGAUUCGGAACCUGGGCUCAGCUGGUGCAGGCUACGAAUUAG
This is a messenger RNA of Aspergillus saccharolyticus JOP 1030-1, 1185 nucleotides long. Its product is annotated as TauD/TfdA family dioxygenase. Gene Ontology annotation, molecular function: oxidoreductase activity. The transcript is spliced from 3 exons. The coding region runs from base 1 to 1185 and encodes 394 amino acids. NCBI's taxonomy places the organism in Eukaryota, Fungi, Ascomycota, Eurotiomycetes, Eurotiales, Aspergillaceae. The record is from RefSeq and is a predicted model, not a curated record.